CCCUGUGCCAGACUGACAGCCACCCGCCACUGCCGCCCCGAGAGCGCCUGCCUGACAGCCAAGGAAAGGAAGGGAAGCCCACACAAGGAGGAGACCAUGUCCGAGACGGCCCCCGAAGCCCCCGCGGCCGCUGCCCCCGCAGCCAAGGCGCCGGCCAAGAAAGCCAAGAAGCCCGCCGCCGCCAAGCCGCGCAAAGCGGCCGGGCCCAGCGUCACCGAGCUGCUCACCAAGGCGGUGGCCGCCUCCAAGGAGCGCAACGGCGUGUCCCUGGCGGCGCUCAAGAAGGCCCUGGCGGCGGCCGGCUACGACGUCGAGAAGAACAACAGCCGCAUCAAGCUGGGCCUCAAGAGCCUGGUGGGCAAAGGCACCCUGGUCCAGACCAAGGGCACGGGCGCCUCGGGGUCCUUCAAGCUCAACAAGAAGCAGCAGCACGAAAGCAAAGACAAGGUGCUCAAGAAGAAGCCCGCCAUCAAGACCAAGAAGCCUGCGGCUAAGAAGCCUGCCGGCGCCGCCAAGAAGCCCAAGAAACCCGCACCCAAGAAGAGCCCCAAGAAGGCCGUCAAGAAAUCCGCCGCGGGAGCCAAGAAGGCAGCCAAGAGCCCCAAGAAGGCCAAGCCCGCCAAGCCCAAAAGGGCCGUUAAAAGCCCCGCCAAAACCAAGACGAAAGCGGCUAAACCCAAGACUCCCAAGGCGAAGGUAGCCAAGCCUAAGAAGGCGGCAGCCAAGAAGAAGUGA
Messenger RNA from Thamnophis elegans (Western terrestrial garter snake), 735 nucleotides. Its product is annotated as histone H1-like. Gene Ontology annotation, biological process: nucleosome assembly. Bases 97 to 735 code for a protein of 212 amino acids. Lineage: Eukaryota; Metazoa; Chordata; Lepidosauria; Squamata; Natricidae. The record is from RefSeq and is a predicted model, not a curated record. The transcript has a single exon. Gene Ontology annotation, cellular component: nucleosome. Gene Ontology annotation, molecular function: structural constituent of chromatin; DNA binding.